CGAGAAAGCCGUGCAUUCAAUGAGCGGACAGCACUUGGUGGGGAAGGGGAUUGCUGCACAAAGCGGUUCAUUGCAAAAUAACGAUGUCUCGAUAUCUGUUGCUUUCGAUUGGUGCUUCCAUUUUGUUGCUGAAGGUUGCAGAUGCAGUCGGUGAGGCUAGGCUCAUGCUGGACGAUCUGUCCCAAUAUUUUGAAGGCAAGGAUUAUUCAUCCAACCGUUAUGAGAGACUGUUGCGAUGUUUCAACAAAUGGAAUGAUACAGAUCUCAUUGUGGCCCAGGAUGCAUCAUUUGCUGCCUAUUACGAUGUGUGGCUAGCUGGGGGGAUUAGCUACGAAGAUCCUUGGGGCAACGUCGACAUUUAUUACGAGAGUGACCAGAACAAAACAGCCAUACUUGGUUCUGGGUUUCGUACCUAUGAGGUCCAACAGAGAUGCAACUAUGCAUCCAAUGUUGCCUAUUACUCGGCUGCUCUAAGAGUAUGUGACUACCAGGAUUGGUUCAUCUCGCUAGAAGAACAAGCAGCUUUGAUGAAGACUGCCGUGGGGAUCACAUCGGCAUCUUCCUGGUUUCACGGGAGCUUGACCAGGACUGGCAUUAGAUACGACGUCAUGGGUGUAGGCAUUCUUGCAAACAAUGCCUACCAGAUUCUCAUCAAAAGUGUAAACACUUCGUCUUCGGUAUUCCUUACAGCCAGUGACUUGGACAUCUCCUCGUCCAAUAAUAUUGUUGAGAUUGUGGAUGAUUUUGUUUACCUUCCCUUGAGACAACCACCAGCACAAUGGGACACAUACUUAUCUGAUCGCCUCGCGAAUCGCGUAUCUCGACAAUACGAACAGACCGUAAUGGCCAUAUUGGCUUUUGCCUGCUCUGUAAGCCUUUCCAUUGAUAUCUGUGAGUGUUUGGUUAGCGAAACUCUUGCUCCCGUGGCUCUGGAUGACCGCGAGCUUGAGUUCUUCCGGGAGCAAUACAUGCCUGCACUCAAAGUUGUGGUGGAGCAGGAAGGCUUGCCUUUGCCAGCACGGCAAGGGAUUCCGCUAUUUUUCAAGACUUUUGGAACAACAGUUGCUUUGCUUUGGUCCGUUGUGUUUGUGGAAAUUGGCCUGGAUAUUCCAGAACUCUAUGGACCAACAUGGAACUUGACUCUUUUGGGACAGUUUUCCAGUCCAGUUGUAGAUUUCAUUGUCUCGGAAUUGACUGAUGUACCUGAAACUGAUCGGCUCAAGGAGCUGUAUCCAGGUGCCAGCUUCUGUCGUAGGGACAGCCCACAUGCGCUUUGGCAUGAACUUUCUGCCGAAGCAAUAUUUGAAACCUACGUGGUAAUGGAUGAGAUCAACCGUGUUUUGACCAAAAGAAAAGAGGGAGGGAAGCAAGGGUUGAUGGAAACUCUUCAAUCUGCAUUCAACAGCAUUCGAGGGGCAGGACGGCAUUGAUGAUAAGUUUUCAUUUUAAAAUUGAAUUUGAUGAAGUAACGAUUACACUACAAUCCACCGGCUUUAGUUGAUUUCGUUCUGUACCUGAAACUGAUGGGCUCAAGGAGCUGUAUCCAGGUGCCAGCUUCUGCCGCAGGGAC
This is a messenger RNA of Seminavis robusta, 1570 nucleotides long. The record is from the annotation of a GenBank genome assembly. Lineage: Eukaryota; Bacillariophyta; Bacillariophyceae; Naviculales; Naviculaceae.